This is a messenger RNA of Aspergillus bombycis, 1398 nucleotides long. RefSeq names its product bZIP transcription factor HapX (gene hapX). The transcript is spliced from 2 exons. The record is from RefSeq and is a predicted model, not a curated record. NCBI's taxonomy places the organism in Eukaryota, Fungi, Ascomycota, Eurotiomycetes, Eurotiales, Aspergillaceae. Gene Ontology annotation, cellular component: nucleus; RNA polymerase II transcription regulator complex. Bases 1 to 1398 code for a protein of 465 amino acids. Gene Ontology annotation, molecular function: transcription cis-regulatory region binding; DNA-binding transcription activator activity, RNA polymerase II-specific.
AUGACAACUCCCGCACCCUCAAUAGCCCCUGCGCCCACUCCAGCUCCAUUGGCUCCCGCAAUUGCCGCCAAGCCAACCAUUUCACCGUCUCCCGGACCGGGUACACCCGGAUCCGUCACCUCCAAGGAAUGGGUUAUACCACCACGUCCCAAGCCUGGCCGGAAGCCUGCCACAGAUACGCCGCCUACUAAACGUAAGGCGCAGAAUCGUGCGGCCCAAAGAGCGUUCAGGGAACGUAGAGCCGCCCGCGUCAAUGAGCUCGAAGACCAAAUUAAGAAAAUCGAAGAAGAGCACGAUAUUCAUGUGGCAGCGUUCAAAGAACAAAUUUCAAACUUGUCUCAUGAAGUCGAACAAUGCCGAAAUGAAAUGACAUGGUGGCGCGACCGAUGCCACGCUCUGGAGAAGGAAGUCUCAGUAGAAAGAAGCGCGAAGGAAGCCCUUGUGAAAGAGUUCCGGUCGUCGCUUUCAGAUAAGAAUACUCCUGCUGGUAGGGCACCAUUGACUCGUGUGUCCGCCAAAAACUCUAUCUCUGGACGAGCUACGAAUGAAAGGUCUUCGCCGAGCAACGCCAACAGCGGUAUUAACCAUGAUGAGCGGGAGGAAGUGCCACUGGGAUGCCCUAGUUGUUCUUCGACACAUUGGUGUGUCGAGCCUGAGAUAAAGCCGGACCCGGAGGAGAUGGAAAUCGACUUUACCACACGGUUCGCUGCCCCUCAACCGCAGGAAGAUAAUGCAACGGCUGUUUCAUCCCCUGCGGUUGAUCCGUGCGGCUUUUGCCAGGAUGGAACCCCAUGCAUUUGUGCGGAAAUGGCCGCCCAGGAAGAGCAGCGCCGACAAUCCUUCGAGAACAACCGUCUCGCACCUAUUCAAAACCUGUCUCAAUUCACACCACCUCCCUCCGAUGGCGACGUUCGUUCUGAAGUCACUCUGCCGCCCAUUAGUCAGGCAACCAACCCCUGUGCGAAUGGCCCUGGCACCUGUGCCCAAUGUCUUGCGGACCCAAAGAGCACCCUUUUUUGCAAGACGCUGGCGGCCUCCCGCUCCGCCAGCGUUGCCUCUUCCGGAUGUUGCGGCGGUAAGGGUGUCGAUGGUGGGUGUUGCCAGUCACGCAGUUCCAACCCUCCGCGUGCUACCGUUGCCAAAUCGACAUCUGCUAGAUCUACGACGCCAUCAUUAACACUCUCUUGUGCCGACGCCUUCACGACACUGUCACGACACCCAAAUUUCUCCCGUGCCAGCGAUGAAAUUUCUGCGUGGCUUCCUAAGCUGCAUACAUUACCAAAUCCGAAGGAUGUUGCAUCGCCCGAUCGAUGCUCCUCGAGGGCGGCACUCGAGGUCGAGGCGGCGAGCGUAAUGGGCGUCUUGCGCUACUUUGAUCGGAGGUUCGCCGACAAAUAA